UUUUCUGUAUUUUAUUUGUAAAAUUCUACGCGUUUUUGCAUUGGCUUCUCUCUCCAAAUGGCUUGGAUUAUUUCUCCGCUGUUGCAACGCCAAGGGACUGGUACUGGCGCUAUUUUUUUGCUCUCUGCUUUGAUCGCGGUGAUUGUGACAGGUGACUCCGCUGCGCAGGUUUUCGACAGUUAUGGAUUAUCAUACGCAUUGAGAUCGGAACUGUCAGAGGAUGCUAUAUUGGUGGCCAACAAUGGAAUACGCGUGCCUUUCGGGAGAGCAGUAUUCAUUGAUCCUAUCAAUGAUCUGGUAAUCCAAGUACAACCGGGAGACAGAUGUAGUAUAACGGUUCUGGAUAACGACCCGCUCUCCCAGYGGCCCGGGCAGCUCUCUCCCAAAAAGUUUCCCUGUGAAUUUGGUCCCAAUGACGUAAAGUAUUCUCACUUCGGAUCCAGGAGCCCCCCGCGGGAUAGGGUGAGGCUACAGCUCAGAUAUGACACUCAUACCGACACCAUAAUCAUCCCGUUUAUGAUGGAAGUGGAGGUGAUUUUCACACAGUUGGAAGUGUUAACCAGAAACAUGCCUCUGACUGUUGACAAACUGCUUGGCACUAGUAACUCCAUUGACAGUAAGAUUCUGGAGUUCACCUAUGAUAGAAGUGAACAUCAGUGUAAAAUAACYUCUCUCUCCAGUGGCAGUGCAUUGCCCAGGUAUGGGAAGCUUGUYGAUGAGAGAAAACUUGGAAAAAUGGUGGACUGUGACGAAUUUAUUAAAAUGAAUAUACGCUAUCAGCACACUUUUYCACACAAAUCACCCAAUAGAGAUUAUUUCCCAAUGAUUGUGGAAUUACAAGAUAAAGAGGGUAAUCUGCUGAAGCAGGAGUUUUUCCAGAUGAUGGUGCGUAUAAAGGAUGGAGAGGAAAACACGGYUCCUAAACCCAGCUUCGUGGCCAUGAUGAUGAUGGAGGUGGAUCAGUUUGUCAUGACAGCCAUCACCCCCGACAUGCUGGCUGCUGAGGACAUUGAGUCUAACCCUGACAACCUUAUCUUCAACAUCACCUCCCCCCUCUCCUUCGAGGAGGGGUACAUAGUCAGUACAGAUGACCGGAACCUGCCCAUCACCUCUUUCUACCAGGGAGACCUCAAAGAACUAAAGAUAGCCUACAAGCCUCCGUCUGUGGACUCUGAGACAGAACGUAUCUUCCAGAUAGAGUUUGAGGUGGUGGACACUGAGGGAGCUGUGUCUGACCCGUUUGCCUUCAUGAUUGUAGUGAAACCUAUGAACACGCUUGCUCCAGUAGUCACCAGGAAUACGGGUCAACUUCUCUACGAGGGUCAGUCCAGACCACUGUCCAGCUCUCACAACCUAGAGGUCAGUGACGAGGACAACCUGGAUGAUGUCAYGAUCARGGUGGUCGARGGGRUGCGGCAUGGCCAGCUGACAGUGCUCGGGUCACGCAGGAAGUUCUUCACCCCGGCUGAUCUGGACGGAGGCGUGGUCAUCUARCAGCACGACGGCAGCGACACGUACAGRGACAACAUUAUCUUCCGGAUGACGGAUGGGAAGCACGAGGUGGAGUUCCUGUUUCCCCUGACAAUCGUUCCCACGGAUGAUGAGCCGCCCAUUAUCAAUGCCAACACGGGGUUAAUCCUCUUCAAGAACCAGAUGAUGCUCAUUUCGCCACUCACACUCAGCGCUGCAGACAUCGACUCUGAGGACUCCACUAUCAGGUUCGCCAUAGAGGCYCCYUUCUCGCCUAUAGGGGAGGUGCUGCUGAGGCAGUCAGAGGCCCCAGAGGACCCAUCCACCUGGAGGUUUAAUGCUGAGGAUGAGCUGUAUGAGAAAGAGGUUACAGAGUGGCUGCAGCAGGAUAUCACAGAUGGGAAGUUGUUUUACAGACACACAGGGCCUCACAGCACUGACACAGUCAUGGACCAGUUUGUAUUCCGGGUCCAGGAUGAUAAUGACCCCCCUAACCAAUCAAAACAGAGCUCGUUCAUCAUCAAGGUUCUGCCUGUGGAUGACAUCCCCCCUGAGCUGUAUCCUGGUACCACCRUCCAGAUGACCGUACACGAGUACCAGCUCACCUACUUCCGUAAGAAGUUUCUACGCUACACUGACCUGGACUCYGAGGACAGAGAUCUGAAGUACACCGUCACCCAGCCCCCYACAGACACAGACGAGAACAGCCCUGUGGUACUGGGGUCUAUUGUGUUAACAGAGAGUCCAGACACUGUAGUGACUGAGUUUACUCAGGCUCAGGUCAAUCACCAUAAGAUAUCAUACAAACCACCUGACCUGGAGCUGGGGAUCACAGCCCAUGUUCUGCAGCUCCAGUACACGGUGGAGGAUACGUCAGGGAAUACUGUCACCGGAACGUUCUCUAUAUUCCUGCAGCCUGUCGACAACAAGCCGCCUCAGAUAACCAACACUGGCUUCWCUAUAUUCGAGCGGGGAACACACAAAAUCACCAGAGCUGAGCUGGAUACUGUGGACUUAGACACGGACAGUAGCCAGAUCUCCUUCACUCUAACUCAGCCCCCUCAGCACGGCACGGUCCAGUACACCUUCACCGACCUGACCAAAGGAGACGCGUUCAACCUGUUGGACAUCGCUAACGACAGGAUCUCCUACAUCCACAACGGAGACGAGUCCACCAGCGAUUUCUUCCAGCUGGAUGUCAGUGACGGCAUCCAUGUUGUGACCAUCACCAUCAGGGUUACCGUGAAGCCCAUUGAUGACGAGACCCCGACCAUCAGCCUACCGGCCGGAACCAUCGGGUCCUACAUUGACGUCCUGGAGAACGGAGCCACUGAGAUCACGACUAAAGUCAUCCAGGGGCGGGACGAGGACACAGACGACCUSCGUUUGACCUUCAUCCUGGAGGARCCACCGGUUUUCGGGGAGAUCCUGGUGAACGGGGUCCAAUCUGGAAGCUUCACCCAGGCUGACGUCAUCAACGGACUGGUGGUGUACGCCCACACCAGRGGAGAGAUCGGCCCCACCACUAAAUACGACUACUUUAAUCUGACGCUGACAGACAUGUCUGAUGAGUGGACGGUAGGGGGCAACAGGGUCACGGGGGUCAGGGUUCAGAUCACCAUCCUCCCCAUGGACAGCCAGGCUCCAGAGGUGUUCGUAGGCCCACAGUUCACUGUCGUAGAGGGAGAGAAGAAUGUGAUUGAGAUUUUUCACAUUAGCGCUGAUGAUAUGGACACUCCUAAUGACGACCUGCUUUGUACCAUCAUCGUCCAGCCCACGUCAGGCUACGUGGAGAACAUCUCCCCGGCCCCAGGCUCAGAGAAGUCCAGGUCUGGGACAGCGAUCAGUGCAUUCACCAUCAAGGACAUCAGACAAAACCACAUCUACUACGUCCAAAGCAUCCAUAAAAGAGUGGAGCCGGUAGAGGACAGGUUCACGUUCAGAUGCUCUGACGGCAUCAACUUCUCCGAGAGACAUUUCUUCCCCAUUGCUAUCAUCCCGUCCAACGAUGAGAAGCCAGAGAUCUAUAUGAGGGAGUUUGUCGUCAUGGAAGGGAUGAAUAUCGUCAUCGACACACCCAUCCUGAACGGAGCCGACACGGACAUCCCCUCGGACGAACUCACUUUCAUCAUCACCAAACCACCAAAGCACGGCUUCAUCCUCAACCAGCUGARKACCGGCACCGUCACAGUCACCAACUUCACCCUGGACCAGAUCAGGGAAGCCUCCAGUAUAGUGUAUGAACACGAUGACUCGGAGACCAAGGAGGACAGCUUUGACUUAAUCCUGACGGACGGUAAAUAUACCGUGGAYAAGACCAUCAUUGUUAUGAURAURRCUGUAGAUGACGAGACACCCAGGAUGGCCAUCAACGACGGUCUGGAGAUAGAGAUAGGAGACGUUAAAGUGAUCGAUAACAACGUUUUAAAAGCCACCGACCUGGACUCUGAGGAUAGUACURUGACGUACGUUGUUCGCUARGGGCCYGGCCAGGGGUUGUUACAGAGGAGAACCCCUUACGGGACYUUAGAGAACAUCACAGUGGGGAUGAACUUCACCCAGUACCAGGUGGACCAGGCUCUCAUCGUCUAUAUCCACAACGGGCAGGAAGGAAUCCGGGACCUUAUCAAGUUUGACGUGACGGACGGGAUCAACCCUCUGAUCGACAGGUACUUCUACGUGACGGUGGGCGGCAUCGACAUGGUGUUCCCUGACGUGGUCAGUAAGGGGGUCUCUCUGAAAGAAGGCGGUAGAGUAACGUUGACCACAGACCUGCUCAGCACCAGUGACCUCAACAGUCCCGACGAACACCUGGUUUUCACCAUCACCAGAGCCCCACAGAGAGGCCAUCUGGAGUGUACCGACGGCCCUGGAAUGCCCAUCUCUUCCUUUACCCAGCUCCAGCUAGCUGGGAGCAAGGUGUACUACAUCCACACGGCCGAUGAUGAGGUGAAGAUGGACAGCUUUGAGUUCGAGGUCACCGARGGUUACAACCCUGUGUUCCGCACGUUCCGUGUCUCCAUCACCGACGUGGACAACAAGAAACCGGUUCUAACGGUUCACAGCCUGGUGGUUAACGAGGGAGAGAACAAACUCAUCACGCCCUUCGAGCUGACCGCAGAGGACCGCGACACGGCUGACCCCCUCCUGAAGUUCACGGUCACCCAGGUCCCUGUCCACGGUCGCCUCCUCUUCAACAACACCCAUCCCGUCACCUCCUUCACCAAACAAGACCUGAACGAGAACCUCAUCAGCUACAAACACGACGGUACUGAGUCCUCCAAGGAUUCCUUCUCCUUUACCGUGACUGACGGGACGCACACCGACUUCUACGUCUUCCCAGACACCGUGUUCGAGACGCGGCGCCCCCAGAUGAUGAAGAUCACGGUCCUGUCGGUGGAUAACGGSGUGCCCCAGAUCGUGGUGAAUAAAGGGGGGCCCACCCUGAGGGUGUUAGAGACGGGUCACCUGGGGUUCCUCAUCACCUCUAAGACUCUUAAGGCCGAGGACAGGGAUAGUCUUCAGCUAUCUGUCACCUUUAUGAUCACCGUGGGACCAGAACAUGGAUACCUCAUCAACCUGGGUACAGGCAACACUACCGUCACCACAUUCACUCAAGCUGAAAUUGAUGACAUGAAGAUUUGCUACGUGCUAAGAGAUGGUCACAAUGCUACGAGCGACAUCUUCUUUUUCUCCAUUGAGGACAAUGGAGGCAACAGGCUGAAGAACCAGGUGUUCAGGCUGAACUGGGCCUGGGUCUCCCUGGAGAAGGAGUACUAUGUGGUGGACGAGGAGGCCAAGUAUCUGGAGGUGGUCCUCAAACGACGAGGAUACCUGGGAGAGACAUCCUUCGUCAGCAUCAGCACCACCGAUGGUACUGCGGAGAAGGAUAAGGACUUCCGUGGUAAAGCCCAGAAGCAGGUCCAGUUUAACCCAGGUCAGACCACGGCCACAUGGAGGGUGAGGAUCCUGCAGGAUGGAGUGUACGAGCAGUCUGAGACCUUCCAGAUUGUUCUGUCAGAACCUGUCAUGGCUGCCCUGGAGUUCCCUGACACAGCCACUGUGGAGAUCCUCGACCCAGCUGAUGAGUCGACAGUGUUCAUCCCGUCUGCAGUCUACCCUAUAGAGGAGGACAUUGGGAGCUGCUGAUCCCAGUGCGCAGGAGUGGUGAUGUCACACAGGAACUCAUGGUCAUCUGCUACACACAGCAAGCCACAGCUACAAGGGACCAUCCCCUCUACAGUCCUGUCCUACUCUGACUACAUAUCCAGACCUGAGGAACACAACAGUGUCCUGCGCUUCGAUAAGGGCGAGACGGAGAAGUCCUGUCGU
Messenger RNA from Salvelinus sp. IW2-2015, 5802 nucleotides. Its product is annotated as FRAS1-related extracellular matrix protein 2-like. Gene Ontology annotation, biological process: anatomical structure morphogenesis; cell communication. Gene Ontology annotation, cellular component: membrane. Lineage: Eukaryota; Metazoa; Chordata; Actinopteri; Salmoniformes; Salmonidae. The record is from RefSeq and is a predicted model, not a curated record.